Messenger RNA from Protopterus annectens (West African lungfish), 3831 nucleotides. RefSeq names its product Ral GEF with PH domain and SH3 binding motif 2 (gene RALGPS2). The transcript has 22 exons. The record is from RefSeq and is a predicted model, not a curated record. Bases 496 to 2262 code for a protein of 588 amino acids. Lineage: Eukaryota; Metazoa; Chordata; Ceratodontiformes; Protopteridae. Gene Ontology annotation, molecular function: guanyl-nucleotide exchange factor activity. Gene Ontology annotation, biological process: Ras protein signal transduction; positive regulation of GTPase activity. Gene Ontology annotation, cellular component: plasma membrane.
CUUACGGGCGCGUUCACUUAAAGACAGCACCAUGGAGAUUAUUUAGACAAGAGCAAGGGAGUUGAACUAGGGGUGCGCGGCUGAAGAAGCGCGCACACAGAAGGGUCCAAGGGGUUCCAAUUUGCAUAUCUUAGUCUUCGAGGACGCGCACUGACUUUGACGGGCAGCAGGCGGUGUUGAAUGAAUAGUUGGAAUACGGAGUGAAGCAAGGCAGAGAGAACUGAAAGGUUGGAUAUAUACUGGAGCUUUGGAAAAGAAGCUUUUAACGUGUGCGGGCCUUACAACAGCGUUCCAUUCCACCAGAGUUAAAUUCAUAGAUAUGUGGAGGUUCAAACCAGUGCUCCAAAGUACAUUGUAGAAAUACACAAGUCUGACUCUUAACUACAAAUGCAGAGGGCAUCUUCUGAGGGCGCAUUGAAUGUCUGGCUGUGAAGAUGAUCUUCCUCCUGCUGUGCUACUGACUCCUACGAGUCUAGGCCUGAUGGUGUUAAGAGUAUGGACUUAACUAAUGGACAAUCGAGCAAUGUAGCUGCCACUGCUUCAGAGAGGAGCAGCAGCUCGGAGUCCUUAAGUGAUAAGGCUUCCUCUGAACUAAAGAAGAGCUUUGAUGCUGUGGUCUUUGAUGUUCUCAAAGUGACCCCUGAAGAGUACGCUAGUCAGAUAACACUAAUGGAUAUCCCAGUUUUCAAAGCUAUUCAGCCAGAGGAACUUUCAAGUUGUGGAUGGAAUAAAAAGGAAAAGCAUAGUCUUGCUCCCAAUGUUGUUGCAUUUACAAGAAGAUUUAAUCAGGUCAGCUUUUGGGUUGUCCGUGAGAUCCUUCAUGCACAGACACUAAAAAUAAGAGCUGAAGUUUUAAGUCAUUACAUCAAGACUGCUAAGAAACUGUAUGAACUCAACAACCUUCAUGCACUUAUGGCUGUAGUUUCAGGCUUACAAAGUGCACCAAUCUACAGGCUUACAAAAACAUGGUCGUUAUUGAGUCGAAAGGAUAAAGCGAUGUUUGAAAAGUUAGAAUAUCUAAUAUCUAAAGAAUACAAUUAUAAAAGACUUAGGGACUUCAUCAGUAGCUUGAAGAUGACACCGUGUAUUCCUUACUUAGGUAUCUACUUAUCGGACCUAACCUACAUUGAUUCAGCAUACCCCUCCACUGGAAGCAUUCUUGAAAAUGAGCAAAGAUCAAACCUAAUGAACAACAUACUAAGAGUUAUUUCAGAUCUUCAGCUGUCCUGUGAAUAUGAGAUAUCUGUGUUGCCUCAUGUCCAAAAAUAUCUGAACUCUGUUAGAUAUAUCGAAGAACUUCAGAAGUUUGUUGAAGAUGACAAUUACAAGGAGCUGGUGUGUCUUCGGCUCCGUCCAGGUGAGAGCACACCGGGCUCUCGAGCGAAAAGGGAAGACGCUGUCUGUCCUGAUGUUUCUUCCUCUCCUCAGAGUAGCCGGAAAUCUGUCUGUGGUCAAGAAGGAGUUUCUGCACAAGUACCUCCAACCCCACCUUCACCCCGGAACCUUCUACCUCAUGGGCACAGAAAAUGCCACAGCUUAGGAUACAAUUUUAUACACAAGAUGAAUACAGCGGAAUUCAAGAGCGCAACAUUUCCAAAUGCAGGAUCAAGGCAUCUUUUGGAUGACAGUGUAAUGGAGAGUCAUUCAUCUUCGUCUCGUGGCCAUGCAGAAAGUUCCACACUGUCUAGUGGGAUAUCACUAGGUAGUAGUGAAGGUUCUGAAUUAAGUGAAGAAGCUGCUUGGCCAGCAUUUGAAAGGAGCCGAUUCUACCACUCUCUUGGUCCUGUGACGAGGGUGGCACGAAACGGACCACGAAGCCACAUGAACACUACCAGUUCUGCUGAGUCCGAAGAGUUAGCCAUCCAUCUGUAUCCUGGUGCAGUGACCGUGCAGGGAGUGCUGCGAAGGAAGACGAUGCUGAAAGAAGGCAAGAAGCCUACGGUAGCAUCGUGGACUAAAUAUUGGGUAGCACUAUGUGGGACCCAGCUGUAUUACUAUCCUGCAAAAUCUAUCAAAGCUACAGAAAGAAAGCAUUUCAAGACAACUAGUACGAAGAAUGUGCCAGUUGUGGGUUGGAUGGUUAUGAUGGCAGAUGACCCAGAGCAUCCAGAUGUUUUCAUACUAACGGAUUCUGAGAAAGGAAACUCCUACAAAUUUCAAGCUGGAAAUCGAGUGAAUGCAAUGCUUUGGUUUAAACAUCUGAGUGCUGCCUGUCAAAGCAACAGACAACAGGCUCCUGCCAAUCUUAUGUCCUUUGAAUAAGAGACUACUUUUAAAGCUGGAAAACCUUGAGAUUUGGACUUUAUCGAGACGACCUCCUGGAGUAGUGCCUCCACUUUGGAGUUCGGAGCCAGAGCAAGCCCUGUGGACUGUGCAACUUGGAAUCUGCAAAGUGAUGAACAAAGCACUAGCAACUGUGGGGGCUGGAUUCCAAUCUGAAGAGAGUCCCCUGAAUUUCCUGAGAUUAUAUUAAACUUAUUUUUAAUACAUGUUUAACUGGCCAUGAACUGUGCAAUUUGCACUCAGCAUACCUGUCACUGCCUUAAAGAGUGAAAGCAAGAUGGGAAAAAUUAAUGACACACCAAAUAAGAAAGUGUGUGUGUGAAUGUGUGUGUUACAUCGAAUGAGGAUGUUCAUUAAUUUAGUAUUUGACAUCAAAAGAUGUGUUUGCAGCUCUUUUUAACUUUCUAGUACUUUUGUGAGAGUUGUGUUUUUAAGAUACAUUUGGCUAUUAGCAGAAAAAUACUGGCUAUUUAAGAGAAGUAGCCGGUUAAAGAAACAGAUUGGUUUUGGAAUAAAAAAACAGGCAAAUGGGUCAGAAAUAAUUCUCUGUGUUAAGCCUGACUUAAAAAUUGUUAAUAUUUCUGUCCCCCCUUACAGUAAAGGGUGAGGAGGAAUGCUUGAUUUGUACUAACCAUAUGAAAAACUAUCCUGUCCAUUGGGAAGAUGUGGAUUAGAAAAUAUAUUGCGAAUGCCUCAGCAACUCAAAUAAUGUUUUUAACAGACUGCUGUGUACUGAUCCAUUUUCUCCAUACAAAGCUAAUUCAUCCUGCCUAGUAAGGACGUGUUACCAAUCUGUAAAUACGUUCAUUUUUUGUACAUACUCAUUGUUUAUAUAAUUUUUUGUGUAUAGCCAUGUCAUGCUGGUUGUGCAGAGGGCAUUGCUUAUUGCAUUAGUUAGUUAUUUGGUGGUUGUUACUACACUGUUUUCUUAAAUUUUGUUCGGCCUCACUGUCUGAGUUAAAUUAAGUAAUAACAUUUCCAUAAUUCCAUGCAGUACUGUCUAAAUAGCGCCAUUACCAAAAAAAGUGUCUGUGGGGAGGCAUAUGUUUUUGGGGUUUUUUUGUAGUUUUCCCCUUGGAAGUGUUGGGCUCAUGUUUGCCAUCUGGGACAGCAGCAGUUUGUCAGUGUGUGGAUAGUUGAUUGUCUGGGGAAGUUUACUUUCUAGAACACAGCUCCUGGAAUCCGACCAGAAUAGCAGUUGGUGUAAAUUUCUAGCCUUUAGCAUCGGACAGGUGGAUGUUUUGGAGGUUGUAUCGGUUCCUUAUCCACUAUUUUUUAAAUCUCCAUGGCAGUUGGCACAGGAUAGCUGUCCAAAAUACAAACCAUGUGCUGGUUGUGAUACAGUCUAUGUAACUUAUCAAGACCAAGUGGUUUCACUCCAAUUACUGCUUGUUUGUAACUAAUGGGCAGACCAUGGAGUGUGACAACAUACAUUUAUAGGUUUACAAUUUUUAUCUUAAUGUAAAUAUUAAUCAUUCAGAUGUUAUCAUUCUGUUUAACUAAUGAAUUAUUUUUCUGUUUUAAUAUAAAGCCUUGCUGGCAUCUGUA